AUGACCUCGUACAACAACCAGUGCGCUCGUGGACAGAGUGUUCUGCUGAGUCUGAAAAUGCUGCAGAAUCUGGAGAAGCUUCCAUUGCCAGGCUUCAGCCACGAGAUGCGCUAUAAGCGUUUGUUUGCCGCCUUCCGCAAUGAGAUUGAAGAGAUCGCCCAGAAUUACUCGCAAAACGCCCUCAAUCCGCCCCUAGGACGUGAUAUUCCACCCAACGCAGGUGAGUACUCCUGA
This is a messenger RNA of Protopolystoma xenopodis, 234 nucleotides long. The record is from the annotation of a GenBank genome assembly. NCBI's taxonomy places the organism in Eukaryota, Metazoa, Platyhelminthes, Monogenea, Polystomatidea, Polystomatidae.